AUGGUUAGAUAUGGAACUGAAAAGGCAAUUGGGAGAGCUCUGAAACGAAGCAACCUAUCUCGGGAACAGCUUUUCAUCACCAGCAAAUUGUGGAAUAACAAACACCACCCUGACGAUGUGGAGAAAGCGGUUGAUCAAACACUCAAGAACCUAGAGGUUGACUAUCUUGACCUGUACCUCAUGCAUUGGCCCGUUGCCUUUGCCCGUGGCGACGAGCCUUUUCCUCAGGAUUCUCAAGGAAAUCCCAAAACCGCUGACAUUGACUACGUCGAUACAUAUAAAGCUAUGGAAAAGCUGGCGAAAUCGGGGAAGACUAAAGCUAUCGGAAUCUCGAACUUCUCCAAGGCGGAAACGGAAAGGCUACUUCAGAACUGCUCCAUCGUUCCGGCGGUCAUUCAGAUGGAAUUACAUCCCUGGCUACAGCAGAAUGAUUAUGUCGAAUGGCUCAAGAGCAAAGGCAUCCACGUCACACAAUAUUCGUCCCUUGGGAACCAAAAUGAAGUCUACUCUGGCCGCGAAAAGUAUGGACGACUGAUCGAAGACGCAACCCUUGCCAAGAUUGGUAAGAAGUACGAGAAGACAGGGGCGCAAAUAGCACUUGCAUGGGGUAUAAACAAGGGCCACUCUGUUCUUGUUAAAUCGAAGACACCUCAACGCAUCCAACAAAACUACGAGUCCGAUUUUGAGCUGAAACCAGACGACAUGAAUGCCAUUGCAGCAAUGGAUAAGAAACUCCGGUUCAACGAUUCAAGCGCCGAGUUUGGCUACAACUUCUUUACGGACUUGGAGGGCAAGCAGAAAUAA
Uncinocarpus reesii 1704 is the source of this 804-nucleotide messenger RNA. RefSeq lists its product as uncharacterized. The record is from RefSeq and is a predicted model, not a curated record. The transcript has 3 exons. Bases 1 to 804 code for a protein of 267 amino acids. Gene Ontology annotation, cellular component: cytosol. Gene Ontology annotation, molecular function: aldose reductase (NADPH) activity. NCBI's taxonomy places the organism in Eukaryota, Fungi, Ascomycota, Eurotiomycetes, Onygenales, Onygenaceae.